AUGAGCGAUAAGGAUGAGACCUGUGAGGAUGCUGAGAUGGGAGAUUUGGAGGAGUCAUCAACUGAGGUUAAUGAGAGUGAGGACACGGAUGAUACUGCAGCAAGUGUGGAAGCAGUGAACCAGGAAGAGGAGAUAGUCACCAUGGAGGCAGCAGUAGUGAAUGGUGGAGAUGAAUUCGGUGUCAACAAUUUUGCAGCAGCGAUCGUGGUUGAAGAUGAAGCAGUCAAUGCGAAGUGUGUGGGAGUUGAAGCUGUGAAAGGGGACAUCAUGGUGAAGGGAUCAACGACGAAUGCAACUGCAAAGGGGCGAGUGCCUAUGAAAGAGGAACACGUUGAGGGGUACGAGAUCCGAGAGGAGUUGGGUGUUAAGAUGCCGAGGAGGUGCGAGAGGCCUAAGAAGAUAUAUCAUGGUUUGGAUGUUAAGGCGCUCCACUUCAAGACACGUAAGCAGAUGUUCAAGGUGCAGGAGCUGCAAGGGAGCGUGAAGCCUGGUUAG
Molecule: messenger RNA, 495 nt
Organism: Closterium sp. Yama58-4
Lineage: Eukaryota; Viridiplantae; Streptophyta; Zygnematophyceae; Desmidiales; Closteriaceae
Source: the annotation of a GenBank genome assembly